Cinclus cinclus is the source of this 1146-nucleotide messenger RNA. RefSeq names its product sphingosine-1-phosphate receptor 3 (gene S1PR3). The coding region runs from base 1 to 1146 and encodes 381 amino acids. Gene Ontology annotation, biological process: G protein-coupled receptor signaling pathway. Gene Ontology annotation, molecular function: sphingosine-1-phosphate receptor activity. Lineage: Eukaryota; Metazoa; Chordata; Aves; Passeriformes; Cinclidae. Gene Ontology annotation, cellular component: membrane. The transcript has a single exon. The record is from RefSeq and is a predicted model, not a curated record.
AUGAUGGCAGCAGUUACCAUGACACCUGAUGCUCUUGUCAGCACUCAAGGAAAUGAAGAGGUGGACUCUCUGAUUGUACUGCAUUAUAAUUACACAGGGAAGCUUAUUUUAAGGGAAAAGGCAACUGAUAAAGUAGACCUGCCCACUAUUUCAUUUCUUAUCCUGUGUAGUUUCAUAGUCCUGGAAAACUUGAUGGUGUUGAUUGCCAUAUGGAAAAACAAUAAAUUUCACAACCGCAUGUACUUUUUUAUUGGCAAUCUAGCUCUCUGUGAUCUUUUAGCUGGGAUUGUUUACAAAGUAAACAUUCUUAUGUCUGGGAAGAAAACUCUGAGCUUGUCCUCCACAAUCUGGUUCAUUAGGGAAGGUAGCAUGUUUGUUGCCCUGGGAGCUUCCACUUUCAGCUUGCUAGCAAUAGCUAUUGAGCGGCAUUUGACCAUGAUUAAAAUGAGGCCUUACGACGCAAAUAAAAAAUACAGAGUGUUCCUUCUCAUUGGUACAUGCUGGCUUAUUUCAAUUUCCUUGGGUGCCCUCCCCAUCCUCGGCUGGAACUGUAUAAAUAACUUAACAGAUUGCUCAACAAUUUUGCCUCUGUACUCCAAAAAGUAUGUUGUGUUCUGCAUUAGUAUCUUCAUAGCCAUUUUGGUCGCCAUUGUCAUCCUUUAUGCCCGUAUCUACAUACUGGUUAAGUCCAGCAGUCGUAAUGUCACCAACCACAAUAAUUCUGAGAGGUCCAUGGCACUCCUCAGGACUGUUGUGAUCGUUGUUAGUGUCUUCAUUGCAUGCUGGUCUCCACUGUUCAUCCUGUUCCUCAUCGAUGUGGCCUGCAGAGUCAAGGAGUGCUCCAUUUUGUACAAAGCCCACUGGUUUAUUGCACUGGCGGUCAUCAAUUCUGCCAUGAACCCCAUCAUCUACACCCUGGCCAGUAAGGAAAUGCGUCGGGCUUUCUUUCGCCUUGUUUGUGGCUGCCUGGUGAAGUCCAAGGUGGCCAGAUCUUUGCCUAUUCAACCCACUCCAGAUAACAGUCGAAGUAAAUCUAGCAGCAGCAAUACCCAGAAGCCAAAGGAGGAUUUCCCCCCAAUAAAUGUUCCCCCAUGUAUUGCUGAGAAAAAUGAAUCUUCAUUUCACAAUGGAAACUUCUGUAAGUAA